ACAGUCACUUUCCGGAUCCCGUUCAGUUCGGUCUCGGUUUUUCGGUUCAGUGCGUAUCGUGUACGCACACUACACACGCGCACACACGCACGCAUACACGCAUUCACACAACAGUCACCCGAUAGGAGGAUAGUCUCAUGUACGGCCAACCACAAGCGUGCAGUCCCCGGUUUGCGCCUCAAAACGCUUCCCUACUACUAGUUUGCAAGUGUUUUUCCUACCCCGAUCGUACGGUAAAGUUUUCCCAGCGAGUGAAGAGUUUGCGGAAGAAAAAAGAUAAUAUGUCUGUGAGGCCCGUUUAACGUGACCAAGAAGGAUGGACCGUAGGUGGUCAUGAACACAAAAGACCAGACUGUUGUGUUAUUUGGUUUAUUUUUAUUCUGUUCCCUGGUAUCAAGUUAAGUGUUGAAGUGCGUUUUAGUUUGCAAAGUUCGGUGCAAACUACUCUUUGUGCUAUACAACAGACAUUCCAGACAGAUAUACAUGCAACGGAUGUAAGUUCCAACGCAAUCGUCGACGGCACGUCCCGCAGCACGAACAACUUCGUGAAAUCAGGGAGGGUUAAUUAUCCCCAACUAUUACAACAAAAAGUGUGGCACGUGAUCGGAAAAUUUUGUCCGGCUUUGCCUUUACGCGCAGUGCCGCUAGGGCGACGGUUCAGUACAGCCCAUGUCUGCGGUUGAUCGUGGUUCUCAGUCGCUUCAUGCGAGGAGCGAACUGGCUACGGAAAAAAAUGUGUGAAAAUAAAAUCAAAAGCUUUAACCAAUGAUCCUCCAGAAAUUGAAACGAAAUUGUAGUGCAAACAAGAAACGAGGCGUCAACUUAUCAUCAUCCAGUAGAGAACAGAGGAAAUAUCUUAGCGAGAUAAACUAUAUUUUUGAGAGCCGAUUGUUUGAAAGCGAAGUUUUGAGGUGAUGCUGUGUAAUAUUCGCGAGCAGGAAAGGUAGCAAAUUUCCUGGGAAAGUGUUUCAUUGUGCGCGCGUCUGUCUGCUGCUUUGAAGCCUCCCGAAUGGCUGAAGGGAACGGAAAUCAGAAAUCCUUGGCACGGGAAUCCCGAUUUUCCGGUUGCAGAAACCUCAAUCCCUGACCCGCACUGGUGGUGAAGGCCAUGGCACAAGGCCACGGGUUGUAACGUUUAUGUACGCGCGCGCGGAUCUACUGGUGUGUUGGUGGUCGGACAGAAAUCUAUCUGCAGGGAUACGGUGUACCUUGUUUCAUACUGGCAGUUCGUAGUGCCGUAGGGGGAAAAAGCCUAGCAGACGCAAGGAUUUUACUGUGAAGUAGUGAAGAUAGGAAAGAGUUUGUUAUCAUAAGUACAUCAAGAUCUAUAUAAACGUUAAUGUUAAAGAGGAAGUAGUGAAAAUUAUCGUCUAAAACUCCUCAAAAUUAGACAACUUUUGUGUGGAAAGUCCAGGCAGAAAACUUUUACCCUCUCUAUUGUCCGACACAUUCCUUCUUCGUGGCUGAAGUGCUGUGUGUGUGGUAGAUAUUCGAUUUCGGUUUUGAAAAACACGUGAUACACGACUACGCAAAGAAAAAACCCAAAAAACUCCCACUCUUCCCACUUGGGAAAUUUGAAUGCCCAACCGAAAGGGUGUCCUGCACAGAGCAGAUAUUGACCAGGCAGCAUCAUGAGUGGCGUAGGGUUUCUGGCCACGAUGAAAACGUUUGCCCCGAGCAUUCGGCGGCGGCGGCGCAUCGAGAAGCAAAAUCUGGAGUUACAUAAUAACCACAACAACAAUAACAACAACAACACCGGUGGCAGCAACAAUGGCAGCGGCUGCAACCAUCAUGCCCUCGGCGGUGGUGGUGGAGGCAGUGGCGCAUCAACGCCGGGCAGUGCCGGAACUCCGGGCACUACCGGCAUUUCGUCGACCGCAUCCACCCCAACGGGACCGUCCGCGGCCAGCGGCAUACUGGGUGGCGUGGGUGAGGUUAUCUCGCCCGGUUGGGACAUUGUGCCUCCGAUCACGCCACCGGCCGCCUUUCUACCGCCCGGCUACAAGCGUCUCUCGAUGAAGGAAACGCGCAAGGAUAAGUUUGACAGCCGUCAUCAUCACGAUAGCGGUGGUGGUGGUAGUGGUGGUGGCACCGUCAGCACAUCGUCCUCCAGCGGCCAAUCGUCCGGGAGUUCCGGUUCCGGUGCGGUUGGACAUUCGGCAGCAACCGAUGGUGCCGGCAACGCUAGUACUGUUGGCGGUAGUAACGGACAAAGUAACGGUGGUGGUGGUGGUGGUGGUAACGGCACAGGCUAUACAAUCGUAUCACAACAUCAGCCGCAAACUAAGCCGGAGCGCCCGAACAGUUUGGGACCGUCCAAGCUAACGCGCCGGAUUGUCUGCUAUCAUGGCGAUGGUUUUCAAGAUAAUCAAAGGAAAACACCACCGCCGGCCAACGAUGGCCAACAGCAGCACCAGCAGCAGCUCCAGCACCAUCAGCAGCAGCAUCCGCAAUCUCUCCAGGCGCAACACCACCACCAGGCGCUCCAGCAGCAGCUUCAGCAACAUCACCAGCAGCAGCAGGCUCAGCAGCAGCAGCAGCAAGCUCAACAACAGUUGGGCCAGCACGGACAGCACGGGCACGGUCACGGACACGGGCACCAUGGUUUACCGAAUCACAUCGUGCUGUCCGAGUUGCCGGAACCGCCGAUUCCGGUGUCGGAGAUUGGUCCUAUCCCACCGCCACCGAUGUUUUCGACGCCCAGCCCAACACUGGCCGGGACGCGUUCUCACGGGUCCGGCGGAAGCGUAGGCAUGGGCAACAAUAGUGGCGGUGGCAGCAGUAGCGGCGGUGGUGGUGGUGGUGGUGGUGGCAUCCCAGGCGGAGGCCAACCACCGAAUGUGCAUUCCACUAGUAGCAAUAGUAGUAUUAUGAAUAACAUUAUACCGUUAGAUAUGAACGAUUACGACUACGACGAUCAUGAAAACAAUGAUCAGGAAGAGGUUGAUUCAGACGAAGACUACAUGUACCCGAUGUCCCAGCCGAACCCCAACAUUGACACGAACCGCAUCGACGAGAUACCGGCCAAGGAGCCGAACAUUAACGCGGUACCGUUGAAGUCGGCGCUGAAGAAGAAGGGUUCGAACCCGGGCACACCGACCCAGGACAAUCGUGCCCUGGCGGUGCGAUACGACACUAAUCCUCCGGCUGCUGCCACGAUCAAGCCAGUUUUACGACCACGGAUUAGAAUAUGCUCCCGACCGAUGCGUUUCCAAAUCGGCCUACCGAGCACGAUGGAAAACAAGGAAAACGCACGCCCGUUCGUGAUCCGCGAGACUGGCGAUGAUUGUGAUCAGUCCGACGGGCCCAUCUGCUACCGGGACGAAGAUGCGGACCGUGCCGCCAAGAUAGCGCGCAAGGAGAGCCUCUCGAUCAAGCUGGCGCUGAGGCCGGACCGGCAGGAACUGAUCAACCGGAACAUCCUACAGCUGCAGUCCGACAACGAGAAGCAGGAAUCGAAGGAAGCGAUCGGGGCCCGCCUCAUCCGCCGGCUGUCGAUGCGCCCCACCGCCGAAGAGCUUGUCGAGCGGAAUAUUCUCAAAACUCAAUCACCAGCGGAAGAGAAAAAGCAAAAGGAGGAAAAGAAACGCUACCUACUGCGGAAGCUCAGCUUCCGGCCGACGGUCGAUGAGCUGAAGGAGAAGAAAAUUAUACGCUUCAACGAUUACAUUGAGGUGACGCAGGCCCACGACUAUGACCGGCGGGCCGACAAACCGUGGACACGCUUGACGCCGAAAGACAAGGCCGCCAUCCGCAAGGAAUUGAACGAGUUCAAAAGCUCCGAAAUGGCCGUGCACGAAGGUAGUCGACAUCUUACCAGGUUUCAUAGGCCAUGACAACUGCAAGGAAGGGCCAAACAGUGCAAGCAAUUUGCCAUUCAUUACGUUUUACAUUUCUCAUUAGAAAUUACUACCAUCCAGCGUUUGACGACCGUGUACAUAUGAGCGUCGUGUGGCGCUCGCCGGCAGGCAACGCCAGCCGGUCGUUGACCACGUCGGUUUUGGACGGUGGACAAUAUUGGACAGUAAUUUCACGUAUCAUCUGCAUCAGAAAGAGCUUGCCGGAGUGGUUUCCACUUUACACACACACACACACGUAUCUUUGAAGGCUCACUUUUCAUGUAGGCGCUAUAGCCACAGCCUGAGCGCUACAAUCCUCUGCAAAUGUGUAUGCCUUGUGUUGUGUGCUGUUCAAAUAGUAUUUCCCACCAGUUUACAAAAAAACUCCAAGGGAUCGGAGCAAAAAUUCGAUUCUAACGUGCACAGAAAACUAAAACAUGUCCGAACAGAAAUCCUCGACGAACGAUCAUCACAAAUAGACUAAUUUGCGCCUAGUUUACGAGCGGAGAGAACACCCUGGACGACGUGAGGUGAUACGAGAAGGUUAUAUUUUUAUCAUCCACAACACUCAACGAUGGCGAACGAAUUACAACGGGGUAAAAAUUUGGCAUAGUUCAUGCACACAGACAAAUUCCUUCACGAAGGAAAUGCUACACGCACCACGUUGUUGCGUACCGGGGUUUGUGUUGGCCACACAUGGAGACGAAUAGCCAUAUAGCGUUCACUGAACACGAUCCUAACUCCUGAGUUUGUUUUCGGCCAGCGAACAUGCAUGUACAAUGAUGAGCAUCGGUGUGCAAUUAUUGGUAGCUUCAAACACAUUCAAAUGCUUCGCAAAACGGUGCGUUUCAGUGCAGGAUAACGGGCGCAGAGCGACAAAAGAUGCACUGCAUCUGAGGCAUCCACAUGCCAUGGAAGGUAGGCAAACAGAGAAAUGGGCAAACACGAAAAACUCUAAAAUUGUUUUGAAAAGCAACAGAGAGGAAGAGAGAAAAGAGAGAGAGAGCGAAGAUAAAACAAAAAAAAACAUAAAUGAGAAUAAUCAUACUGUGAUAAUGUUGAUGACGUUAUUAGAAUGUUACCGACAAGGAGGAAACGAAAACACGAGCAUGAAAUGUAUUGAAUGUGAAAUUGUGAGGGAAAUGGGAAAACAAUCUAACCUGUGGAACGUGGAACACGGUGGCGGUGAUGUUGGAAGUUGCGAGUGGAGCUGAUGGGAUUACAACAGAGCAAACAUCACAUCCGGUGUUGGUGGAUGGGGGGUUCGAGCGCGAUUUAGGAUACGCUCACCAGGUUGAGCACAAACGACGGCAGUAAUCACAGCUUAAUGUGAAUUUUAGCAAUAUAGACCACGAUGCUAGUAGCGACAGCAGUGCGGUGCCGCACGAUCAAUACCAGUGAUGAACAUUAAAGACGCGAAUACUGACCAGCAGCAACUCUAUACCAGCUUUUACCGGAAUGUGCACUCCAGAACAUGAGAAUGAUGAAGAAUUCCUCUUGAUGAGCGCUUGAUGGAUUGGAUUUUGACCAAUCAAUCAAGCUUCACCUUCUAGAUCUUCUACGCCAUAUUCCACAUUUUCCCCUUGGGAUGCGGGCCAUCAAAAUCCCCUUUUUCUCAAGAUGAGAUAGAACUUCGGUUGGCGAUGGAGAGAAACGACCUUCUAAAACAGCGUCGUUCUCUAGAUAUCUCUGAUUCGUAAAACUCUGGUAUAGAGUUCAACCACGUGCUCCCCAUUAUCGAAACGUCCGCUGUUGGGCAAUCAGUGAUCGGUCCUGCGAUUGGUAAUACUGCUGCUACCACAACUACUACUACAACAGACUACUACUACAACCGCUAAUACUACUAUCGCUAACACAGUACCCACCAGUACCAGCGGCAGGGGAAAAGGGGCAAAGAAAAACCAGAAACGAAUUCAUUACACAUUGUACAUAUCCUGGCGAGAGAAUGCAGCGGAGGACGAUAGCGCCUAGAGAGUUUGGAUCCUCGUCGCUGCGCGCACGUAUUAUUAAUCCGGAAGGAUAUGGCCGGCAUAUACUGGAAGAGCGCACGGCGAACACGGCACGGCCGAUGCAAGAUCGGUGUUUAAACUUAGGAAAACCUUUUUUCCCCCUCGUCUAUCGAGAGAUCGAGGCAUUUGAAGGAAUCGCGAAUGCUUCGGAAAACUCUUGCACGGUGCAUGAUCCUUCUCGGGAUCGGUGCGUUUACAAUACACGAACCUGUAAAAGGACGUGUGUGGCAUUCAAUUUGAUCAUCAAACAAAUAUAGAGAGGGAAAACCAAGAGAAGACAAGGGAGUGGAAACAUGGGGGGAGGAAAAAAAACAACGAGACAACUAAGCAAAUGAGCAGAGAGACGACAGAAGAUGGGAAAUACAUUUUGAUAAGAAAGAUAUAUUCAUCUUCUCUGAGAGUGAGAGCACACGCGCGCGCGCGCUGAUAAGAAAACUGUUCUGCUCUGCAAACAAAUCAGUAGCAAAGCAUUUAAUAACAGUUGGAGUGAGAGAAUUUAAGGAAAUGUAAAAAUUGGAAGCAAGUUUUUGGGGCGGAUCAGGAGCAAAACAAAAAGCAAUUGCAACGCGGUGUGUAAGAUACGAAAAUUCAACCAGAUAUUGUCCUACAGCAAACCAACCCCCUUCCCGCUCCAAAUUAAAUUAGUAAACAAAAACUGUGUUCGACUACCGAUAACACUUGGCUUUUGAGCAGAGAGGGGGGGAGGCAGAGGGGGGACAAACAAAUAAAGCAUUAAAACUAAACCAUAACCAUAAUCAAGCAUUAAAAGGCAUUUUGGGUGAGCCAAAAACAAGAUAUUUGUAGACAGAAAUGGGGUGCGUGCUUCGUCACUGUUGUGCAUCUACAACUACAAUAAAAUACACUCACACAUACCUACACUCGCUCGAUCGGCGAUCCUUGUCCCGGGACGAUGGGUACGAGUUGAAUCGCACGUUUGUGGAUGGGUGGUGGUGGUCCUUUUGGUUUUGACUGAGCAAUCUGAAUCUGAGUGAUUUAUCUCGGGAAAUACUUUUUUUUUGUUGGCCACGAUCGAUGCUUUCGGGUCGAUGAAUAUUUUCCCAUCCGACCGACGACCAUGUUUGUGAGGUGUGUUCGGAGCAAUGACUCCACUUACAGCACAAUAAAUGUCGUCCUUUUUGGCCUGUGAGCUACAUCGCACCAAAGUGUGGUCGUCUAAUGCGUUGGCAUGAAUUGGUGUAAUUAUUUCCGAUACAAAACACCCUUCUGAUAAAACACACCCUCACUCAACUCAACGACAAGAGAGAGAGAGAGAGAUAACAUCCAAAUGCAUAACCAAGUGAAUAGAGGGAAGAGAAGAAAAGGAAGAAGUAUGAAGUAAGAAUAAAAACAAAAACAGAAAAUUUCAAUGCAGACGUAACGGAAUAGAGCAACACGCUAGGUUUUAAGUGUAAUACGUAUAAAAAAGUAUAUAUAUACGAGUAUAUAUAUUAAUAUCGAUUACUAAAGCAAAACAAAAGCAUUGAAAGGAAAAAAAGCCGGAUAAAGGUAGUGAAAGGAAACAGCAGCAGCAACAACAAAAAAGUGUGAGUGAGCGUGUGAGAAUGUGUGCUGAGGAGACGGGUUUUCCGGUAGGGAAACGGUUGACAAAAAUUGGACGCAACCAGCCGCGUGUGUGUCCGGAGCGAAACAAAUCAAUAAUUUGUUAAGACAAAACAAACAACAAAAGAACACAAAACAAAAGUAACGACAAAUAAAAGAAGAAAAAAAA
Anopheles stephensi (Asian malaria mosquito) is the source of this 7577-nucleotide messenger RNA. Its product is annotated as AF4/FMR2 family member lilli-like. Gene Ontology annotation, biological process: actin cytoskeleton organization. The record is from RefSeq and is a predicted model, not a curated record. The transcript has 8 exons. The coding region runs from base 1632 to 3836 and encodes 734 amino acids. Gene Ontology annotation, molecular function: actin binding. NCBI's taxonomy places the organism in Eukaryota, Metazoa, Arthropoda, Insecta, Diptera, Culicidae.